Molecule: messenger RNA, 3693 nt
Organism: Auxenochlorella protothecoides
Lineage: Eukaryota; Viridiplantae; Chlorophyta; Trebouxiophyceae; Chlorellales; Chlorellaceae
Product: Nuclear pore complex protein Nup98-Nup96
Exons: 14
Coding region: 1-3693 (1230 amino acids)
Biological process (GO): protein import into nucleus; RNA export from nucleus; post-transcriptional tethering of RNA polymerase II gene DNA at nuclear periphery
Cellular component (GO): nuclear pore; nuclear pore cytoplasmic filaments
Molecular function (GO): structural constituent of nuclear pore
Source: RefSeq, a predicted model, not a curated record
AUGUCGUUCUUUGGAGGCACAGGUGAGAGGGCGAUGCGACUUCACCCUGCCACGGUGUGCCCUGUCCUUCCGAGUGCCCUUUUGAGACACCUUGCUCGGCUUGGCACUCGAUCGACUCCAGAAGCUUUCUCCCUCUCGCCAGGAUUCGGCGCUCCAGCUGCAUCCAGUCCCUUCGGACAGACUCAGCCGACCAACGUAUUUGGGCAGGCGGCCACGGGCAGUAGCUUUGCGUUCAAUGCUGCCUCGUCAGCCUCCAGCCUCUUUGGGGCCGGGAGUUCGCCGGCGUUCGGUGCCACCCCCGGGUCGACGUUUGGAUUCGGCGCGCCCGCCGCGCCCUCCCCCUUCGGCCAGCCGCAGGCCUCGACCUUCGGCGCGGCGCCCUCCUUCGGCAGCCCCGGCGGGUUUGGCGGCGGCGCCGCUGCCACCGCAGGCCGGGGGACUCGCGGCGUGCCCUGGCGCAAGACCCAGGAACAAGACGGCGCGGCCAAUGGCCCCAAGACCACCGCCCCGGCUUCCGCGCCCUCCGUCUUUGGGGCGGCGAGCGCCCCCGCGUUUGGCUCCCAGAGCCCGUCUCCGUUUGGCGGCGGCGGCUUUGGGGUGGCCUCCACACCCGCAUUCGGCCAGGCCGCCUCUUCCCCCGCCUUUGGCUCCACCAGCGUGUUUGGCGGGGCGCCGCAGCAGCAGACCUCGGCCUUCGGGGCCACGUCCACCUUUGGCACGACGCAGGCGCCCGCCUUUGGCGCAGCCGCCUCGGCCCCCGCAUUCGGCGGGUUCGGCACGCCCGCGGCCUCCGCGCCCGCCUUUGGCGGCUUCGGCGCGCCGCCCGCAGCCUCCGCGCCGGCCCAGCGCGGGCCCGCCGGUUUCUCCCCCGGCGGCGGGGGGUGGGGCUACGCGGCCUCACCCCCGCCCCGCAUCCCGGCGCUGGCGGUGCCGCGCACGCUGACCCCCCGCCCGGGGUCGCGCAUGCGCCCCGGCCGCGCAGUGAGUCACCUGGGCGCGAGUGGGCGCGGCGCGGCGGCCGGCCCCGAGGCCACGCCCUCCCCUCGCUCUGCCCUGCCUGGGCCCGCCGCCUCGCCCGGCGCCGGCAUGUUUGCGGUGGCGGCCGCCACGUCGCCGUGCGACGCUCGCGGCUCGUCGGCGACGCCCGACGCGCCAGCCCCGGGGGGCCUGUUCGCGCCGCGCGACGACCCGCGCCGCCUCUUCGUCCGGGACGCCCUGCCCUCCACCGCCGCCGGCGCAGGGCCCGGGUUCGUGGCGGGCGUGCUGCCGGCGCCGCGCACGCCCCGGCCGGCGCCUGGCGAGGGAGGGGCCGGUGUGUCCCCGGCGGCUAAGAGGGGUGGCAGCGGCGCCGCGGACGACCGUGCCGACGUCGCCAACGGCGACGCGGGUGACAACAGCGCCGCCGCUGCGUCCCCGCACUCCGCCCACCGCCCCGACUCGGAUCCCGAUGCCACGCUGGCGGGCCUGCUGCCGCGCCUGACCCGCCCCGACUACUACACGUUUGUCGUCGGCCGUCGCGGCCUGGGCAGCGUGGCCUGGCUGGAGCCCGUGGACGUUCGCGGGCUGGACCUGGAUGACGUGAUCACCAUCUCGCGGGGCGGGGUGGAGGUGUACCUGGAGGGCCCGGCCAAGCCGCCGGUGGGCGCGGGCCUGAACCGCCCCGCGGAGGUGACCAUGCUCAAGAUCUUCAAGACGGACAAGGCCACGGGGCAGCCGGUGACAAACGCGGCGGCGGUGGAGAGCUUCACGAGGAAGCUGAAGCGGGUGACGGCCGAGCAGGGCGCGCAGUUCGUGUCCUACGACCCCCGCACCGGCACCUGGCGCUUCACGGUGGAGCACUUUUCGCGCUACGGCCUCUUUGAUGAUGAGGACGACGACGAGGACGACGAGGAGGGGCGUUCGGGCGACCACGGCGCAGGAGUGGGCCAGGAGAAGCCGACCCCAGUCGGCCCGGCGUCGGCGCGGCGCGGCCGCCGGCGCCAGGUCGUGGACUCCGACGGCGAGGGGGGCAGCCCAGGCGCCGCCGAUCCGGACAGUCCCCGGGGACUGGCUGGCGCGCGGCCCCCACCCUCGGCGGGGCUGGGGCUGGCCUGGGAGGAGGACGACGAGGAGGAGCGGGAGGACAUGCAGCAGAGCGACGGCGCGAGCGUCAGCGGGGAGGCGUCGGACGAGAGCUUCGGGGGCGCACUGGCCCGCUUCGUCCCCGGCGGCCGCGCGCAGGAUUUUGGGGGGGCUCCCACCCUGGUGACAUCGCUGCCUGCCAGGGUGGGAGCCUCUGAGCCGGAAGACCUGCAGCGAAUCGGCCCUGAGGAGCUGGCCCUGGCCUCCCCGGGCCUGGCGGAGAUGCCCGGGCCACGCAGGGUGCCCACGGGCCCCGCCACGGCGCAGGGCCACACCCGCUGCCGCGUCGGGGCUCACCCAGUCACCCCGGCGGCCGAUGCGGCCGACCGGGCGGACCCCGCCCGCUGGCUGGGGCGGUCCUGGCGCGCCGGGUGGGCGCCCUCCGGCCUCCUCGCCCACCCAGGCGGGAGCGAGGCCAGCGCGGCGCACCUCGUGGUGGAGUGCUCGCCCUCUGCGCGCGCCGGGGUCGCGGCGACCAAGAAGGCGACCCACCUGGAGGCCCUGCUGCGCAUCCACCUGCGGCACAGCCGCACCGCGCUCGGGGCGCAGGCCGCCGCCUGGGAGCUGCUGCACGUGCUCUUCGGCAGGCUGGAGGGCGAGGUGGGGGGCGGGGGUCCGGGGGAGGCCGGGUGCGGUGCGGAGGACGCGCCGGACGCCGACGGGCUCGGCGCGCGCGACGCGCCGGACGCCGACGGGCUCGGCGCGCGCGACGCGCCGCUCCGGCUUCUGGUCGACCUCCGGCGCCGCGCCGCGCUCAGCGACUGGCUGCGCGACCGCGCCCGCGCCGGGGCCGGCAACGGAGAGGCCACCAGCCGCGACGUGGCCGCCCAGCGCGAGGUCUGGCGCGGCGCGGGGUUCGAGCCGCACCUGGACGCCACGCGCGCGCUCUGCUACGCGCUGCACGACCACGAGGUGCGCCUGGCACGCCUGCUGGAGGCGGGGGCCUGGCGGGAGGCGCACGACGUGCUCUGCGCCCACGUCGCGGCCGGGCGCCUGCUGGCGGGGGGUGGCGAGGAGGGAGGGAGGGAGGCUGGUGUGGGCCAGGCCAUCCAUGCCGGCACAGGGAGAGGUCCGGCAUCGCCCCGCCCGACCUUCGCCGCGGCACCCGUCUCGCUCUCUCACGCCCUGGAGACGCUGGCGCCCCACGCCACGGCCAUCGACGGCUGGGAGGCGGGCGCGGGCGCGUACGUGCGGCACCUGGCCCUGCGCGCCGCGCACGUCGGCCAGGCGCGCAGCACGGGCGGCGGGUCUGACGGCGCCGAGGCACUGCGGGGGGCCCGCGUCGCGCAGGCCGCCGCGCUGGCGGCUGCGCAGGAGCGCUGGGGCCUGGCCGGCGCCGGGUGGUCAGCGGGCCGGGCGGGGCGCGGCGACGCGGCGCGACGCCAGGCCGCGCUCGCCCUCAUGGCCUCGGAGCUGGGCGGCUGGGAGCUGGCGGACGGCGGCGAGGCCGCGCCGGCCCCGGCGCAGGCGCUGGCCGCCGCGCAGCUGCCGGCGCAGACCGGCCUGCGCCUGUCCUGCAGCGUCCAGCUGGCGGCCGCGGCCCUGGCAGAGCGCUGGAGCGAGCCGGCCUGA